Molecule: messenger RNA, 1200 nt
Organism: Macrobrachium nipponense
Lineage: Eukaryota; Metazoa; Arthropoda; Malacostraca; Decapoda; Palaemonidae
Exons: 3
Coding region: 126-1106 (326 amino acids)
Source: RefSeq, a predicted model, not a curated record
UAAACAGUUGGUAUGCCGGAGAAACGUUUGUUUACAUUUGUGAGCGGUAAUUACUUAGUUGGGUACACGUGUUUCGCGCAUUCCUGUUCUUUCAACGAGUUACUGAGGACUCAUAGACAGUGGAAAUGGCAGAAAAGGAUGGCAUAAGAACAAGAUAUAUAACUGCAAAUGAGAAAACAAUGCUGGUGACCUUGAUAGAGGAAAGAAGCGACAUUUUAUUCAAUAAGAGCCAUGACUUCCGCAUCAUCCAUCGGAAAAAAGCAGCAUGGGAAGAAGUCACUAGCUUAUUUAAUGCUGCUGGUUAUGGACCACCGAGAAGCCAGCAACAGCUGAAGAAAGUCUGGGAGAAUGCAAAAGGAAAAGCAAAGAAACAGCAUGCAGCCUAUAAGCGAGAGACUAUGAGGACAGGUGGUGGUGCUCCUCCUAAGCCUGAAGAUGAAGAGACUGCUAAAAUCCUUACUAUCAUAAGUGAUGACCAUGAUGGUGAGGAUAAUGAACUGGACUGUGAUGCACUUCAGAGUACUAGUCAACCACAUGCUGUGAUUGGUAUCAGAAAUGAUGGGCAAAAAUGUGAGAUAAUGUUUGAUUCUCAAAUAACAGCACAGCACACUAACAACUCCAUAGACUCCAUCAUAACACCUCCCAAACUCACCUCAACUGAAUUCAACACAACGCAGAGCACACCAGCUGGCAAAGUCUCCUCUCAAGAAGCUAACGUGACACAGGAUACUCAAACAAACACACCCACCUCUAUACAGUUUAAUGCCAGACACACCCCAACAGAAUACACACCAACACCUGGCCAAUCAAAUUUUACCUCAGCCCGAAAGUGCCGACGAACAACAAAGUUCACUCAGGAGGCCAGCUUUGAAGCGUCUCUUGAGAUGCAACGGAAGGAACAUGAAAAGACAAUGGAAAGCCUCAGCCUAGAUAUUGAAAUUAAGAAAGAAAAACUAAAAAAAAUUAAAAAGGAAAAUGAGGAUGCAAACCUUUGUCUCCAGGCUCAUCAAAUCUGGGUUGAUGUAGGCAAGAAACUGUUGGAAGUAACAGGGGAACUAGGACAGGUAACCAAAAGAAUUUGUGAUAAACUCGAUGCUUUAAACUGAUCCAAUGUCACUUCAAGUUUUUUCAGUGCAAUAUAGUAUUAUAUAUAUUUCGGCUGUGAUGAAAUUGUGCAUUGUGUUCUAGUCUGCAUUGUAU